AUGAGCGACAAGCUGGAUUCCGUCUAUUACAUGGGCGCCCCCGAGAGCUUGUCGUCGUCGAUGCCGUCCAUGUCCCCGCCGAAAUAUGUUCAUCAUUUCGACAGCUAUUCCCUGGUGAAGCAGCUGCAAGAGGGCGGAUACUCGAGCGACCAGGCUACUACCUUGAUGAAGGCUGUGCGAGCUAUCCUGGCGCAUAACUUGGAUAUAGCGCAGGAAAAGCUUGUUAGCAAGAGUGACGUAGAAAACGAGUCAUAUUUGUUCUCUGCGGCGUGCUCUGAGCUGAGUGCUGAGAUCAAUAACAACCGCCGCGCGCAGGAUGAGCAGAUUCGACAGCAGCGCACGCAUCUACAGCACGAAGUCGACAUCCUAACGCAGACGUUGAAUCAGGAGCUGCUGACUCUGAAUGAUAAUGUGCGAGGACUCUUUAACGAUCGAAAGAUGACUGUUAGAGAGGAGCAAAAGGGAGCGGAUAGUGCUAUUCAACAAAUCACCUACAAAAUCAGCAUCAUGCUUAGCAGCGACUCCAAGUCGGAAAUCGAAGGCGUACGGUGGAUUCUCAUCCGCCGAUCCGUAGUGGGCAUCCUCUUCAUGGCCAUUGUGACGUUAGGUACCAUUCGGUAUGCUACGUAUGUCAGCCACGAGCGUCAACGGGAGCAGGAUCGCAAGAAGAAAGAGGCAGAAGAGUUGAGGAGGGACGGCGGCAAGAAUGAUCGCACCUCUGCGCCAGAUGCGGCUGCUAUUUUGGCGGCAAAUUAA
Messenger RNA from Trichoderma asperellum CBS 433.97, 756 nucleotides. RefSeq lists its product as uncharacterized. Gene Ontology annotation, cellular component: mitochondrion. Lineage: Eukaryota; Fungi; Ascomycota; Sordariomycetes; Hypocreales; Hypocreaceae. The record is from RefSeq and is a predicted model, not a curated record.